Molecule: messenger RNA, 1240 nt
Organism: Vigna unguiculata (cowpea)
Lineage: Eukaryota; Viridiplantae; Streptophyta; Magnoliopsida; Fabales; Fabaceae
Source: RefSeq, a predicted model, not a curated record
GGGUGGUGCAUAUAUUCUUCAAUCAAUAACUGGGUUCUAUUCUUGAAAGAAGAUGAAGAUACUAAACCUGAACAGACACAUGGUGUAGUAGUAGUAGUUGAUUCGGUUAUCCAAAAACAAGAGGAUGUUGCGUUUGAGGAGAAAAAGUGUUGAAAAACGAAACUCUCGUGGUGAUAUAGUGAGGAAAGAAGAAGUGGUUACGCUCACCAAAAAAUUCCAUGCUUCAAACAAAGCACAAGAGAAAAUACCAGACUGGAAACCCACAACUACUGGACGACCUUAUGAGUUCCUGCCACCAUAUCAAGGUGUUCUCUUAUCGAAUCCUCAUAGACAAUUCCCUCCUCAAGGGUAUGAUUUCGUCGAGAGGAUGAACCAUAAUUCAAGACAAGGUGUUCUCUUGUCGAACCUUCCUAGACAAUUCCCUCCUCAAGGGCGUCAAUUGGAGUACAUCAAUGAACAAGACCUAGGGUAUCUCUUUUCCGAGCUUCCCCAGAGACAACAAGGUGGCUUUUCUAAGACAAAUGCAAAGAAUUUUGAGGCGAAGGUUUCAAAUGCAGAGGAUAGUGAUGCUGAAGAUGUAGAGGGUAGUGAUGCUGAAGAUACAAAUUCUGAGGAAUGUGAAGUUGAUGAUACAAAUUCUGAGAAGUCAGAAGACGAUGAUACAAAUUCUGAGGAAUCUCAAGAUGAGAAUUCAAAUUACGAGGAAUCUGAAACCGAAGAAAUAAAUUCUGAGGAAUCUGAAGCUGAGGAUAUAAAUUCUGAGGAAUCUGAAGCUGAAGAUAUAAAUUCUGAGGAAUAUGAAACCGAGGAUAUAAAUUCUGAGGAAUCUGAAGCUGAAGAUAUAAAUUCUGAGGAAUCAUCAGAAGAAUACGAGGAUUCAGAUAAUGAGCCACCAAGACAUCUCAUGGAUUUGAAGCCAGCAGAAAGGCGUAAUUUGUCUACGGGGAGGCAUCACUUCACUAUUGAUCGAAUGAGUAAUAGGUCGAUGAUGGGGAGGAACUUCUGGUUUCAAGAAUAAGUAAAUUGUCUAUGGGGAGAGACAGUACUCAAGAAACUACGCAUGAAUAUUCAUAUGGUUAUGGUCUAGCCAAGGAGAAUUUCUCUUCAUGUUAAUAUGUAGCCAUAAAGUACAAUCAAUGGCACUAGCUUUAUAAUAAAAUGUAAACUCAAGCUCCAGAACUUGGCAAGCUUAUCCACAUUCUCUUAAAUAAUUCAAGGUUUUAUUGUUGUUAAAUGUCAA